Messenger RNA from Sitophilus oryzae (rice weevil), 511 nucleotides. Its product is annotated as UPF0605 protein CG18335. The coding region runs from base 78 to 452 and encodes 124 amino acids. NCBI's taxonomy places the organism in Eukaryota, Metazoa, Arthropoda, Insecta, Coleoptera, Curculionidae. The transcript has 3 exons. The record is from RefSeq and is a predicted model, not a curated record.
UGAACUAUGACAGCUGACAAAAACUCAACUUUUAACGAUUAUUUAUUUAAUAUUUUGUAAAGAAAAUCACAAGCAAAAUGUCGUAUGAACGUCUACAUAACUCUUUUAUGCAGCAACGAAGGUAUACUACUGGAUCUGGAAAAAGAUUUACUGGUCAUUUGCCCUUCGGAUAUGCGGCAUUCGGAAAAACCAACGAAGCCAUGACGAAUAGCGCCCUUUGUGACUUUACCUCGAACUACCGCAAAAGAUUGAGCAACGAAUGGGCUCCAGUAGAAAUUGAUCGUCCAGACCCUCCGGUGUUAGUUCAACCAUCUGAAAUCUAUCACAGACAUAUUGGACAACUUCCAAACUAUGGUGGACAUAUUCCUGGUGCAAUAUUUAGAUACGGAAAAACAUACGGAAACGAUUCAAGAGACGCAAAGAGAUGGCUUAGAGGAGAUUUUGGAAAUUAGUUCAUCACAUUCAUAGCAUUUUGAGAUAAAAUUCAAAGAAAAGUGUGUCUGUGUAAUAU